GGACUUGUGUUUUGUCUGCGGCCAUAGUUGUAAGCUGACACGUCUGAGCUCUCAAUCCCUGCCUUCUGUCCUCAGAGAGGGUGUGUUUAUUAGCCUGGAUACCAUGGGAGGUAAAAAUACUUCCUUAGCUCUGCCCUUAAGUCACUUUCUUCCCAUGGAUAAAGGUUCUCGGUGCUGCCUCACUACUUUUUGGAACUGGAAACCACUAUAAAGUGCCCUUAUAUCUGAUUUCCUUAACCAUGGAGAACGAGGAAAUCCCUGAAUUCCUGAGCCCCAAAGAGGAGAUUGUCUAUUGGCGGGAGCUUGCAAAGAGACUGAAACAGAGUUACCAAGAGGCUCGUGACGAACUGAUAGAGUUUCAGGAGGGGAGCCGAGAGCUGGAGGCUGAGCUGGAAACACAACUGAUUCAAGCGGAGCAGAGAAACAGGGAUUUGUUGGGUGAUAACCAAAGGCUAAAGUGCGAGGUGGAUUCACUAAAGGAGAAGCUAGAGCACCAGUAUGCACAAAGUUACAAACAGGUCUCACUGCUGGAGGAUGAGUUGGUCCGUGCCCGCAGCAUUAAGGAUCAGUUGCACAAGUACGUCAGAGAGUUGGAACAGGCCAAUGACGACUUGGAAAGAGCCAAACGGGCGACCAUCGUAUCUUUGGAAGACUUUGAACAAAGGCUGAAUCAGGCAAUAGAAAGAAACGCUUUCUUGGAGAGUGAGCUGGAUGAAAAGGAGUCUUUGUUGGUCUCGGUACAGAGACUGAAAGAUGAGGCGCGAGACUUAAGGCAAGAAUUAGCAGUACGUGAGAGGCAGACAGACGGUAUAAGGAAAUCGGCCCCCAGUUCACCCACUCUGGACUGUGAGAAAACAGACUCUUCAGUCCAGGCUUCUCUCUCUCUCCCAGCAACCCCUGUGGGCAAAAUAUCUGAAAACAGCUUCACUUCACCCAAAGGUAUACCAAAUGGUUUCGGAACAACUCCACUUACACCUUCCGCCAGAAUAUCAGCACUUAACAUUGUAGGGGACCUGUUGAGGAAAGUCGGGGCCUUGGAAUCUAAGCUAGCGGCAUGUAGAAACUUUGCAAAGGACCAAGCCUCUCGAAAAUCCUACACACCAGCCAACUUGAACAGCAGUAGCAGCAGUGUACUAAACAGCAGUGGGGUCAAAUACUCUCACGCGGGGCACACGUCAUUCUUCGACAAGGGGCAGGAGAAGGUCAUUUUCCCCACGUUGUUUAUGGUUGAUUGUUACAGACAAGAGGCCAUGAGAUCUCUGCAGCAGAGCUUAGGACUCUAUCCAGCGCCUUUCACUUAUCCACUAGCCCACCCUGGCCUAAAGGGAACUCAGAGAAAGCUUUAGCACAGGGGCAGUAAAUGGGUACGACCCCCCAGGAGUUCUAGGAUCCCGGCCUCCGUCCCCCCCAGGCUUGCUUCCGCUUAGUGUAUGAGACAGAGACCUUCAUUUUUUUUCCAGCGAUAGAACAAAACUUACUACGGUUUCAACCACUUUGCUGCCUCCCCGGCAGACAAGGGGCUAAACACUAUCUCAUUGAGCUGAAUGUGGGACUGCUCUGCAUCAUCUCUUCUGCUGCCUCUCUCUGAUGCUUUAUAAGGACUCGUCCUACAAUUCUACCCGUGUAUUGGGGUUGGUUCAUAGACAACAAAACCUCGGGCGCUACUAUGGUGACAUGGCCGAGCCUCAUUUAAUACAUGCACCAGUAUGGAAUCUCCCCCGCCAUGUCUUGCCCGAACCCGCCUGGGAAUAACCUGACGCAGCAGGUGAAGAAAAGAGAAGGAAGGGCCUUUCCUCAUCUGCCAAGUACCACUUUUUGGGGGUUCUGGCCACCCCAGAUCAGAAUCAUCCAUGUACGUUACAGGGUUACAGCUGACUUCAUGUCGGCGUUUGUUCAUGGUUAAACAGUGUUGUUGGAAUAUAUUUUGCUGUGUUACAAAUAGGGCUUUAGACUACAAAUUGUGGUCUUUCCAGCUCUAUCAAUAUAUAUAUAUAUAUAUAUAUAUAUAUAUAUAUAUAUAUAUAUAUAUAUAUAUAUAUUUGUGUAUCUUUUUGCCCCCCCACUCACAAAUACACACAGAUUCCACCCAGAUUAGCAAAACCAUGUCCUGUGUUGGUACCAGUUUGAUACUGUAUAAUCCCACUCCAUUUCCAGCCCUACACCUCAAUCCCUUGCUCUAAGUGUUCAUUGGAUCCUUCCUGCACAUUAUUUUUAAAGCACACUUAAUUUUAACCCUCUAGUUAGCUUAUAUAUAUAUGUAUGUAUGUAUGUACAGAUGUUUCUUUCCCCACCCUUCCGCCCUUGAAUCUCAAUGUUGAAAUUGUGAUAUGACGGUUUACAUUUUCCCCCUUUUUUGUUUUUAUUGUACAUAGAUUUGUAAACAUAAUAUUUUUGGCCUAAGAUAUUUGUACAUAACUUGGGCGCUGUAGCUAUAUUUAUUGAGAAUUCUAUAGGGCAUGUUUAAAGGAGGGCGAUGCAUAGUUCCUCUGUUGCUGCCAACCUUCACAAAAGGAGAAACAAAAUGGACUCGGCAUCAUGGUUUGCAAUGGCUGUCUGAAACGGUGAAUAUUUUUAAAAAGAAUAAAAAUCUUCAACGUGUAA
This is a messenger RNA of Xenopus laevis (African clawed frog), 2601 nucleotides long. It is a transcript of the gene ndel1.S, whose product is annotated as nudE neurodevelopment protein 1 like 1 S homeolog. The transcript has 11 exons. Gene Ontology annotation, cellular component: spindle; cytoskeleton; kinesin complex. Gene Ontology annotation, molecular function: microtubule binding. The record is from RefSeq and is a predicted model, not a curated record. NCBI's taxonomy places the organism in Eukaryota, Metazoa, Chordata, Amphibia, Anura, Pipidae. The coding region runs from base 240 to 1346 and encodes 368 amino acids. Gene Ontology annotation, biological process: centrosome localization; chromosome segregation; cell migration.